ACUCGACGGCCAUUCUUGACCUCACAUUCUCGUCGACAAGCCAUCCUUCAGACUUCAUUCGGACGCAAACACAACAUGCACGGCUUACGGUCUUUGGCUCCUUCGCUCUCCGCCGCUCGCGCAGUGACCGCACGAAGGCAAGCUGCCUGCGCACACACUUUCCCGCUUUUGGCCGUCGCCGCCGCCUCCCGUCCCAACGCUUUCCCCCAAAUCACCGGCGUCAGGACCUUCUACAAGAAAGCCUCCCUGCCCCCAAAACACUGGACCAAACCAGAGGUCGAGGCGAAGGUCCUUGAUAUCCUCUUCGACUACACAAACGUGAGCCCAGAACAGGUUUCCCUUGAGGCCAACAUGGUCAAGGAUCUGUCCGUCGGCAGGCUAGACCGCUUUGGUUUCUUCUGGGACUUGCAGACAGAGUUUGAAUUCUUUCACUUGCCCAUCAGGACGCGAACGAGGGACUUGGCUUCCGGGAGGGAAGCCGCCGAUUGGGUAGCUGCCAUUCUCGAGCAGGGCAAUAGGCUGAAGUUUUAGGUGCUGUGAUGUUUCACAUUGAUACCUACCUUCGAAAAUACAUAAACCAUACCCCCGCAACAUGGAGUCGUUCCGUUUACAACAUUCAUAUCUUCACCGGCGUCGACGAAGUCUGCCUGUUUCAAGCGGUCCGUCUGUCUUGCUCUCCGACGACAUACAAGUCCUAUCGAGCAAUUGUGGAACAGAAAAACGAGAGAUAGGGGUCGAAUCAAAUUCGGGGCAAAUGCAUUGUGAACGUAAAUAUGAUCA
This is a messenger RNA of Fimicolochytrium jonesii, 780 nucleotides long. RefSeq lists its product as uncharacterized. The record is from RefSeq and is a predicted model, not a curated record. The transcript is spliced from 2 exons. The coding region runs from base 76 to 531 and encodes 151 amino acids. Lineage: Eukaryota; Fungi; Chytridiomycota; Chytridiomycetes; Spizellomycetales; Powellomycetaceae.